CAACCACCUCGGUAGCUUGCUAGCCAACAUAAAACCGAUAGAUUGCCGCUUUACACCGUGUUUGUGAACAUUAGCUAAUAUCAGUGUUUUAAACGCAUUUCUGUUGACUUAUCAUCUGAUGACCUUUAACCUACUGUUCUUGUUAAAUUUGCAAACUUGUCAAAGAUUGAUACUGAGGUUAGCACUAGGCUAGUCGCUAAUGCUAACUAACUAGCUAACAUCCCUGACCAUGAGUUCACUAAACUACUCCUCCCUUGCUAAAGAAGAGGUGGUCUGCUGGACGGAAAAAGAAGCUCUGGGACUGAACAUUGUCAUGGAAGAUGAGGCUGUUAUAGUGAAAGAAGAGGAGGCUGUUAUAGUGAAAGAAGAGGAGGCUGUUAUAGUGAAAGAAGAGGAGGCUGUUAUAGUGAAAGAAGAGGAGGCUGUUAUAGUGAAAGAAGAGGAGGCUGUUAUAGUGAAAGAAGAGGAGGCUGUUAUAGUGAAAGAAGAGGAGGCUGUUAUAGUGAAAGAAGAGGAGGCUGUUACAGUGAAAGAAGAGGAGUCUGUUAUAGUGAAAGAAGAGGAGUCUGUUAUAGUGAAAGAAGAGGAGUCUGUUAUAGUGAAAGAAGAGGAGUCUGUUAUAGUGAAAGAAGAGGAGGCUGUUAUAGUGAAAGAAGAGGAGGCUGUUAUAGUGAAAGAAGAGGAGGCUGUUAUAGUGAAAGAAGAGGAGGCUGUUAUAGUGAAAGAAGAGAAAGAACCUUUUAGAGAGGAAGAGGAUGCUAUCUCAAUAAAGGUGAAGAAGGAAGACGUUUUGGGAGUGAAAGAGGAGACAGAAUUUCAGAUUAACACCAGAGAGAGACAUGACUAUGGUGGAUCCUCUGGGGAGCCUCAACAACAUCCUGAUGCUGACGAGGCAGAGAAGAGUCUCUCCAGAUCAGAACACCAGAUGGACAAUGCUAGCCCUUCCACCCUCCCGGAGUCCAUGUGUCGUGCCUCUCCCGGUAGCACCUUACUGCUGGGUAUGAAGAGAUUGUCUGUGCUGCUGGUGGACUGCAGGAAAACAACGGGGCUGAGUGGAACUGUGAGAGGAGGAGAAGAGAUGAAAGGAUCAGAUUUGACUCAUCAAAGAGGAAAACCGAACUUGAAGGAACCAGCGACAUCCAAACCAGCAAGACGACACCUCUGCUCUCAUUGUGGAAAAAGUUUUAACCAGUUAGUUAGCUUGAAAAGACAUGAGAGGGUACACAUAGGAGCGAAGCCACACCAUUGCUCCCAGUGUGGAAAGAGUUUUAAGCGGUUAGACACGCUCAAAGCUCAUGAGAGAAUACACACAGGGGAGAAGCCAUACUAUUGCACCCAGUGUGGAAAGAGUUUUACCCAAUUAGGAAGCCUGAAAGAACACAUGAGACUGCACACAGGGGAGAAGCCAUACCACUGCUCCCAGUGUGGAAAGAGUUUUAACCAGUCAGGAAGCCUGAAAGCUCAUGAGCGAAUCCACACAGGGGAGAAGCCUUACCACUGCUCCCAGUGUGCAAAGCGUUUUAUCCAAUUAGGAAGCCUGACAGAACACAUGAGACUGCACACAGGGGAGAAGCCUUACCACUGCUCCCAGUGUGCAAAGCGUUUUACCCAUUUAGGAAACCUGAAAGAACACAUGAGGCUGCACACAGGGGAGAAGCCUUACCACUGCUUCUGGUGUUCAAAGUGCUUUACCCAUUUAGGAAACCUGAAAGCUCAUGGGCGAAUACACACAGGGGAGAAGCCUUACCGCUGCUCCCACUGUGGAAAGCAUUUUAACUAUUCAGGAAAGCUGAAAGAACACAUGAGACUGCACACAGGGGAGAAGCCUUACAAAUGCUCAGACUGUGGGAAGACUUAUUACUCAUUACAGUCACUUAAACAUCAUUAUAACAUACACACAGGGGAGAAGCCAUACCACUGCUCCCAGUGUGGAAAGUGUUUCAGCCGGUCAGGGCAUCUGAAAAAACAUGAAAGAAUACACACAGGGGAGAAGCUUUUCUACUGCUCCCAGUGUGGCAAGUGUUUCAGCCAGUCAGGGCAUCUGAAAAAACAUGAGAGAAGACACACAGGGGAGAAGCCUUUCUCCUGCUCCCAGUGUGGCAAGUGUUUCAGCCAGUCAGGGCAUCUGAAAAACCAUGAGAGAAGACACACAGGAGAGAAGCCUUACCACUGCUCCCAGUGUGGCAAGUGUUUCGCCCAGUCAGGGGAUCUGAAAAAACACGAAAGAAUACACACAGGGGAGAAGCCUUUCUACUGCUCCCAGUGUGGCAAGCGUUUCAGCCAGUCAAGGGAUCUGAAAAACCAUGAGAGAAGACACACAGGGGAGAAGCCUUUCUACUGCUCCCAGUGUGGCAAGCGUUUCAGCCAGUCAGGGGAUCUGAAAAACCAUGAGAGAAGACACACAGGGGAGAAGCCUUACCACUGCUCCCAGUGUGGCAAGUGUUUCAGCCAGUCAGGGGAUCUGAAAAAACAUGAAAGAAUACACACAGGGGAGAAGCCUUACCACUGCUCCCAGUGUGGCAAGUGUUUCAGCCAGUCAGGGGAUCUGAAAAAACAUGAUAGAAUACACACAGGGGAGAAGCCUUACCACUGCUCUCAUUGCGGAAAGGGUUUUAACCGGUUAGGGACCCUGAAACAGCACGAGAGAAUACACACGGGGGAGAAGCCUUACCACUGCUCCCAGUGUGGCAAGUGUUUCACCCAGUCAGGGGAUCUGAAAAAACAUGAAAGAAUACACACAGGGGAGAAGCCUUACCACUGCUCCCAGUGUGGUAAGUGUUUUAACCGGUCAGGGAGCCUGAAACAACAUGAGAGAAUACACACAGGAGAGAAGCCUUAACACUGCUCCCAGUGUGGAAGGAGUUUUAACCAGAAAAACAGCCUGAACCAACAUGAGAAAAUACACAGAGGUGAGAUGCAUUACCACUCCUCCCAGGGUGCAAAGCAUUUGCCCAUUUAGGAAGCCUGAAAGAGCAUGACACAGAGGAGAAAGCUUACAAAAGCUUAGACUUUGGUAAAACAUAUUACUCAUAACAAUCACUUAAACGUCAUUAGAGAAUCCACACAGGAGAGAGAAAUUACUUCUCUUAGCAUGUAUAUUGAUAUUUCACAUCUCAUUUUUCUAACAAUUCAUCAGAGAACAUACACAGUGCUCCCGUUGUCUUAUAUUGUUUGCCUUAUAAUGUGUUUACCUGUUUUUACCAGAUGAAAUUGCUUCUUCCAAUUAUUGAUAAACAUGUACCUGUUAAGAAACUGACUGUUAGAUAUGUUAAGGCUCCAUGGAUUGAUGAGGCAUUUAAAAACUGUAUGUUUGAAAGAGUUGGGGCAAAAGGAGUGGCUAAUAAGUCUGGCUGCACAUCUGGCUGGCUUACUGCAAAUUGAGAAAUUAUGUGACCAAACUCAACAAAAAUAAUCAACUUUAUUAUGAAGCCAAGAUCAAUUAUAUAAAGAAUGAUGGAAAAAAACUUGUAAAAAAACAUAAUGAAAGAAAAGCAGUGCAAGUUUUGAAUUUUGUAAAGUUAGUGUGGGAGAGGUGGGGAAAUUGUUAUCGAUCAAUAAUGACAAACCUCCUGGCAUUGACAACUUAGAUGGAAAGCUACUGAGGACGGUAGCUGACUCUAUAGCCACUCCUAUCUGACAUGUUUUUUAUAUGAGCCUAGAGGAAGGUCUUUGUUCUCUUGCCUGGAGGGAAGCAAAAUUAAUCCACUACCCAAGAGUGGUAAAGUGGCCUUUACUGGUUCUAACAGCAGACCUAUAAGCUUGCUGCCAGCUCUUAGCAAACUGUUGGAAAAAAUGGUGUUUUACCAAAUGUUAUGCUAUUUCUCUGUAAACAAAAGAACAACAGACUUUCAGCAUGCUUAGAGAGAAGGGCACUCAACAUGUACUGCACUGACACAAAUGACUGAUGAUUGGUUGAGAGAAAUUGAUAACAAGAAGAUUGUGGGAGCUCUAUUGUUAGAUUUCAGUGCAGCCUUUGAUAUUAUUGACCAUAACCUGUUGUUUAAGAAUGUUUGUGCUAUGGCUUUUCAACCUCUGCCAUAAUGUGGAUUCAGAGCUAUCUAUCUAAUAGAACUCAGAGGGUUUUUAAUGGAAGCUUCCCUAAUGUCAAACAUAUGAAGUGUGAUGUACCGCAGGGCAGCUCUCUAGGCCCUCUACUCUUUUCUAUUUUUACCAAUGGCCUGCCACUGGCAUUAAACAAAGCAUGUGUGUCCAUGUAUGCUGAUGAUUCAACUAUAUAAGCACCAGCAACCAUAGCUAAUGAAGUCACUGAAACCCUUAACAAAUAGUUGCAGUCUAUUUUGGAAUGCGUGGCCAGUAAUAAACUGGUCCUGAACAUCUCUAAAACUAAGAGCAUUGUAUUUGGUACAAAUCAUUCCUCAAGUUCUAGACCUCAGCUGAAUCUGGUAAUGAAUUGUGUGGCUGUUGAACAAGUUGAGGAGACUACAUUGCUUGGCAUUACCUUAGAUUGUAAACUGUCAUGGUCAAAACAUAUAGAUUCAAUGGUUGUAAAGCUGAGGAGAGGUCUAGCCAUAAUAAAGAGAUGCUCUGCUUUUUUGACACUACUCUCCACAAAGCAAGUUCUGCAGGCUCUAGUUUUGUCUAAUCUUGAUUAUUGUCCAGUCGUGUGGUCCAGUGCUGCAAGGAAAGACCUAGUAAAGCUGCAGCUGGCCCAGAACAGAGCGGCUGUCAGGGUUGUGACUAGGGUGGGAAUUCUAUGUUCCUUUUUCUGUGUUUUUGUAUUUCUUUGUUUUUGGCGGAGUGUGGUUCCUAAUCGGAGGCAGCUGUCUAUCGUUGUCUCUAAUUGGGAAUCAUACUUAGGCAGCCUUUUUCCACCUGUGUUUUUUGGGUAGUUGUUUUCUGUAUAGUUGAUUUGUCUUACAGAACUGUUCAUUCUUCUCUUUGUUAUUUUGUUUGAAUGUUUUUUGAUUAAAUACAAAUCAUGAACACUUACCACGCUGCGCUUUGGUCCAUGCCUUCCGACGAGAAACGUGACAAUUGUUUCAUGUUUUGUGUUGACCGCAGGAGGGGUAGCUGCUGCUUUUGCAACAGCUAAUGUGGAUCCUAGUAAAAUACCAAAUACCAAACUCUGUUAUUCUCUCUGAGCUCAGAAAUAAAGAAUCUUGGUUUGA
This is a messenger RNA of Oncorhynchus nerka (sockeye salmon), 5129 nucleotides long. Its product is annotated as zinc finger protein OZF-like. The record is from RefSeq and is a predicted model, not a curated record. The coding region runs from base 230 to 2839 and encodes 869 amino acids. The transcript is spliced from 6 exons. Gene Ontology annotation, molecular function: RNA polymerase II cis-regulatory region sequence-specific DNA binding; DNA-binding transcription factor activity, RNA polymerase II-specific. Gene Ontology annotation, biological process: regulation of transcription by RNA polymerase II. Lineage: Eukaryota; Metazoa; Chordata; Actinopteri; Salmoniformes; Salmonidae.